Lolium perenne is the source of this 1380-nucleotide messenger RNA. RefSeq names its product F-box protein CPR1-like. Gene Ontology annotation, molecular function: protein binding. The record is from RefSeq and is a predicted model, not a curated record. NCBI's taxonomy places the organism in Eukaryota, Viridiplantae, Streptophyta, Magnoliopsida, Poales, Poaceae.
AUGGAGGACAUCUUCGCGCGGCUGCCGGGCAAGUACGCGCAGAGGUGCCGCUGCCUCUCUCGCGGCUGGGCCGCCACGCUCGCCUCCGACGACUUCGUCGACCUCCACCUCCGCCUCUCCAACCGCCAAGGCGGCCCCAGGAUUCUCCUCCUGCAGGACAGGCGCUGGUGCGACGGACGUCCGCCGGUGCUGCAGACAUGCUCGCCGGACCACCCUGUCAGCACAACGACCAUGGAUGUCCCCCGCGCCCUCACGCGCGUCCGCUGUCCGUUCCCUCUCCCGGCGUUCAGGGGCAUUAACGCCCCGUAUAGAGCCCCGGCCAACAUCGCUCCGCGCCUCGUCACGCAGCAGUGUCGCGGCCUCGUUGUCCUCGAAGCUGCCGCUGCACGGGCGCACCACGUGUUCAACCCGUCCACCGGCCAGAUGGCGGUCCUUCCCGAGGGGAGGCCAACAGCCCGUGGUGUCGCCGAUGCGAAGGCUUCCCACAGUUAUGCAAGCUUGGCGCUUGGCUACGACACCAGCACCAAGAAGCACAAAGUUGUGCGCAUCUACUAUCGCGGCUGUGGUGUGGACACACGUCCCUGGCUCGCCGGAUGUGAGGUCUACGUGAUCAACUCCGGAGCGGGGCUUUGGCGGCCGGCAGAGGGCGGUGACCAAGCGAAACCGCCGGGCUGGGUAAAUGCAAAUGAGACAAGUGUCUUUGCGCAAGGACACGUACACUGGUUAGCCAAGCCUAGGCUAAACUCCUGGCGGGAAGAGAUGUUUGUGGUGUCAUUCUCCCUAGACAGUGAGAAGUUUCAGAUUCUGCCACUGCCCUCACCGGUGGAUGGGAAAAUUUUCUAUGAACUUAAGGCAUAUUCGACAGACAUUGGUGGGCAUCUAUGUCUUUUCUGCAGCGAAAGUUUGUACACGCCGACCUGCUAUGACAUCUGGGUACUGCGUGAACAUGAAACAGUGACAUGGGAUCUUCGGCACCGAAUCAACUUGGCGCCAAAAAUCAUUGCGUUCAUGAGGCCCGGGGGAGGGAUCAGGCCCCUCGCCAUUGCUGACAAUGGUCGUCGCAUCGUGCUCAUACAACCAUGGUUCUUGUCGUAUAUACCAGACUUUAGGAUGUGCAUAUACUCUGCUGGAACAGGCCAGAUGGAGGAUCUCAGCUCACUCGCUGAUGAUAACAUGAUCUUCAGACAUGCUGCAGUGUACGAGGAAAGUGUUGCCUCCCCUGGGAAGCCUCAUGAGGACAUCAUCUUCCCCAUGUCACUGGUGCUACUACGACAAGAAACGACUCACAAAGCACUUGCAAGGCUCAAGUGUGUUUGCCGGAGUUGGCGCACCAUGAUCGAGAGCGAUGACUUCCGUGAUACAAGACGAUGGUUGCUUUAA